GAGGCGCUGGGAGCGGCGGAGACAAACCCCGACCCGGCCGGGCAGCGGGAGCUGGAGGGCGGGGCCCAGGCCCGAGGCCAGGGCGAUGGCCGCAGGCGGCUCUGCUCAGGUGCCGGUGGCAUUUGAGGGCGUCGCAGUCUAUUUCUCCCCGGAGGAGUGGGCAGCGUUAGUGGAAUGGCAGAGGGAGCUGUACCAGGCUGUGAUGAAGGAGAAUUACGAGCUAGUGGCCUCAUUGGGGCAUCUUGGUGCCAAACCUGAGAUCAUCUUCCAGAUGGAGCGAGGGGAAGAGCCAUAUGUAGGGGAUCCCUGGAGCUGGAAAGAAAGAAGCACAGCCCAGAACCCCUGCUCGGGCUCACCAAUGCUGGACUCCUGGAAGCAGCUCGACUGCCUAGGAGUCAAAAAAGAGAUCCUGGCUUGCCAUGACACUGGAUCCCCCUGUCGCCUGUCCUCCAUACUCCUCCUGCUCUUCCUCGUCCAACACCUCAUCCUCAGGGUUCACUCAGGUGGCCUGUGACUCCAUCUCCCCCGAAGUAUGCCCAGGGCAUUUGGUGGUGGUGGUGGUGGGGCCUCCCCUGAGGAUGACAUGCAGCUCCUUGUAGAAGCGGCAUGUCUGCAACUCUGCAUCAGAACGACUAUUUGCUUCCCUGGCCUUCUGGUAUACCUGCUGCAGCUUCUUGAUUUUCAUGCGACACUGCUGUGUGUCCCUAUCGUCGUCCUCCUUCAUGCCCCGAGCCAUCUGGCUGUAGAUGUCAAAGUUCUUCUGGCUGGGUCGGAUCUGUGCCGACACAGCCUCCUCUCUCCACAGACCCAGGAGAUCCACAUCUGCCAUAUUCUCUGGGCAGGAGCGUGUCUGCCAUGUGGAGUCGGCAUGGUUGGCUGGGCCAUUGGGAUGUGAGCUUUCCAGACCGAGCACAAAGGAAAUGGAAUUUCAAAAAUUCUCAGGGCUUUAAAAGGGGAGGGGUAUAUACCUGUGUACCUGGCUGCCGGGCAGUGGAGUUCAAAACUGUGACGAGAACAGUCAUGGUGGGGCAUUGUGGGACACUU
Messenger RNA from Dermochelys coriacea (leatherback sea turtle), 1044 nucleotides. RefSeq names its product protein ZNF783-like. NCBI's taxonomy places the organism in Eukaryota, Metazoa, Chordata, Testudines, Dermochelyidae. Bases 86 to 514 code for a protein of 142 amino acids. Gene Ontology annotation, biological process: regulation of DNA-templated transcription. The record is from RefSeq and is a predicted model, not a curated record. The transcript has 4 exons.